Messenger RNA from Ectocarpus siliculosus, 1818 nucleotides. NCBI's taxonomy places the organism in Eukaryota, Phaeophyceae, Ectocarpales, Ectocarpaceae. The record is from the annotation of a GenBank genome assembly.
AUGCAGGACGAAAUAUUUCACGUGCCCCAGGCUCAAGCCUAUUGCCAGGGAGAUUACGGGACGUGGGAUCCCAAGAUCACCACACCGCCAGGUUUGUACGCGUUUGCGGUGGCGUACGCGGGGCUCUUAACGGCCCUUAGAGAAGCGUUGCUCCUGCUCCAAGGCACGGCAACUGCUAGUAGCCGUGUAGCAGGGCUCUUCAUCAGCCAGGAGCAAUGCGUCGCGGCAGUGCUGCGGCAGGCGAACUGGGGGCUAUCCCUGGGAGCUUUGGCGGUGAUGAGAUCGCUCUUUGUGAGACGCAUGGCUCCCGGCAAGGCGCUCGCCCACGCCUUGCUGUUGUGGCUCUACCCCGUCUCCUUCUUCUUCUCCUUCCUGCUCUACACGGACACCGGGGCCACGUUCUUCGUUCUUCUCUGCUACCUCUUGGCCACGGGGCCCCCGAGGGGAGGGGGGUGGGGCAGGAGACUUGCAAGCGCGCUGGCGGGCGGCGUGUCCGUGCUGUUCCGGCAGACCAACGCCGUGUGGGUGGCCUUCACGCUGGCCGCUUGCCUCUUGGACGACUUCACCCCGUCGGUUGUUGCUGCUGUUCGCGUUAGCCCCGGCGGCGACGUCUCGGCGCGCGCCCCCGCUGGUGCCCUUGCUGUCGAGCCCUCCUCCCGUCGAGCUCGAGACGCAGCAGGUACCGGUAGCCGGCUGAAGUCGGCGGGGUCUUGGGAGCAUCCUCUAGCGCCUCCUUGUGCCGGCGAUGGUGCUGCUGCCGAGGCCGUCGGUGGUCUCGACGAAGGGGGAGCGGCCACCACGAGGAGAAGCGGCGAGCGCUCAUCGCCUUCCCCGCUGCAGCAAUCGACGACAACGACGAGAAGGAGAAGAAGAAACACCGAUCAAAAGCGGGUCGGAUCCGGGUCGCAGCAGGACGCGGAGGUGGGCCUAAGCAGAGGAGGAGGAGGAGGAGGAGGAGGUUUAGGUACCGACGGAGAACAAACCACCGGCGGCAGCAACAACGACAUCGAUUCCGCGCAGCCGAGAAACGGCGGCGCCCACCCAUCCCUCCCGCCGACCCCGCGCCUGCUGCUAGGACUCGCGAGGGCGGCCUUGACGGAUGCCUCUAGGGGGGGGACGCUACUGCGCGCCCGAGCGCCGCUCGCCAUCCCUGUGGCCCUGUUCGCCGUGUUCGUGUGGGGUUUCAACGGAGGCGCCGUUGUGAUCGGGGACAAGGAGAACCACUCCCCGGGGGGUCCGCCUCACCUCGCGCAGCUGGCGUACUUGGCCGCCACGGGCGCGUCGCUGUGGGGGGUUGUGGGGGGGCGGGAGGCGUUGUUGGGGCGGGAUGCGCGGAGGGGCUUCGCGCGGUGGGCCGGGGGAGGGCGGGGGCGCGUUGCGACGGUUGUGGCUGGCGUGGCGGCGGUGCUGUGGAGGUACAGCCUGGCGCACCCUUUCUUGCUCUCCGACAACCGGCACUACCCCUUCUACGUCUGGCAGCGAUUGCUGAGCCGCGUCUACGUUCGCGUCGCGCUCGCCCCGGCGUACGUGUUCUGCGGCUGGCUGGUGACGUCACGCCUCCUCCGCAGGAAGCCGCCGCUGUGGGUUCUGACGUACGUGGGGGCGGCGGCCGUCGUUCUGGUGCCGUCCCCCCUGCUGGAGCCAAGGUACCUCACCAUGCCGCUGCUCCUAGCCCACCUAGAGUCUCCAGAGAGGAGCUGGAAGUCAUUGGUGGUGGGCGUUGUGGCGUGUGCAGCGGUGAACGCGGUGACGAUCUACGUCUUUCUCGCACGCCCGUUUGCCUGGCACGACGGCUCUUUGGCACGCUUCAUGUGGUAG